This is a messenger RNA of Sphaeramia orbicularis (orbiculate cardinalfish), 1945 nucleotides long. It is a transcript of the gene stx19, whose product is annotated as syntaxin 19. Gene Ontology annotation, molecular function: SNAP receptor activity; SNARE binding. The transcript is spliced from 5 exons. NCBI's taxonomy places the organism in Eukaryota, Metazoa, Chordata, Actinopteri, Kurtiformes, Apogonidae. The coding region runs from base 260 to 1168 and encodes 302 amino acids. Gene Ontology annotation, cellular component: SNARE complex; synaptic vesicle; presynaptic active zone membrane. Gene Ontology annotation, biological process: exocytosis; intracellular protein transport; synaptic vesicle fusion to presynaptic active zone membrane. The record is from RefSeq and is a predicted model, not a curated record.
UGUUGGGAUAAACAGGUGGCGGCCGAACCGUUACAGACGCGCUGACUCACAGCUGCCGGGCAUCAGAUGAAUGUGGGAUUAUCCAAAAGAUGAGCGCAAGAUUUCAAGGAAUGUGAGAGUUUAUCUGAGUGUUCCUUCCAUGGGGGAAUCACCAUGCCAUUAGUGAGAAGAAAGCCUGGGAUAGAGCGUAAACAACACUGAGUUUUUUUCCUGGUAGCGGUGAAACCAGUGUACAGAAUUUGUCCGGAGCUCCGUCACAAUGAGAGACCGACUGGAGGAGCUGCAGCACAAGGCCCAGGACUUGUCUGAGGCGUCCAGCCAGAACACCAACCCUUUCUCUGCGGACGGUGAUGAAGAUGACACUGAGGUGGUGGGGGUCAUAACGCCACAGGCUGUGGUGUUUGAGGAAGAGCCAAUCAUUGAGAAUAUCCUCUCUGAGAUUCAACAAAUCCGAGAUGAUAUCACAGCUCUGGACACAGAAGUGCUAAAGUUCAGCCAGCAGCAAAAAACUCUGGUGGCAACCAUGCGUCGCUUCAGUGUGAUGAAAAAAGAGAGCAGCAUCACCCGGGACAUAAAGCUCCAAGCAGAAAGCAUCCACAGACGCUUGGAUGCACUAUCCAAACAGGUCCAAAGGACGGAGGACCAGCAGGGACCCACUUCUGUUACAGCUCGAAUACAACGCUCCCAGCAUGCAGCACUUUACCGCAAAUUCCAGCAGGUAAUGCGGCAGUAUAAUGAAAGUCUGCUGACCAAGCAGGACCGCUGUAAACACUUCAUUAUCCGGCAGCUGGAGGUAUCAGGGAGGGAUGUGACCGAGGAAGAGGUGAAUGAGAUGGUUGCCACGGGGAAAUGGGAGGUCUUCAAUGAAAACCUGCUUAAUGACGCCAGAAUCACACGAUCGCAAUUAUCUGAGAUUGAACAGCGACACAAGGAGCUGUUGAGUCUGGAGAACAAUAUGAAGGAGCUGAGGGACCUUUUUAUGGAUAUUUUCGUGCUUGUGGAGGAACAAGGUGCGUACAUAGAUCAUAUACAGACCAAUGUAGAGCGCACACAGGAUUAUGUGGCUGCAUCCAAUGAGAAGUUCAAACUGGCUGCCAGGUACAAGAAGAAAAACCCCAUCCGACAACUGUGCUGUUGCUGCUGUCCACCCUGGAGAUGCUGCUUAUAAAAAAACACAUUAUUAGAAAUAGCUAUAGAAAUUAUUUAUACUGGUUCUUUACUGUUAUACAUCAUUAUCCCAGAAGUCGUACUUUUGAUGUUGAGAGUUAGCUACGUCGGUCUGCAGCUCCAGUUAGAGAGCGUUAUGGCAGUUUGUGCUGGUGAACAGAAUGAUGGUGAAACAGGUUCAGCAGAGCAUAGAAAACAAUUAGGAGGAAAGGCCAGAAUUGGUAUUUGAGGCACUUGUUUCUUUCAAGAGGAUGUGAACAGACUGGUAUUGGAAGAGACAGUUCAGUGAGUGGUGCUCACUAAAGCUGCUGCUUAUUGGAGACCUUCACUGUCAGCUGACAGAGGUCACAAACAAGAAAGCACCGCCGCCGCCGCCUCGGCCCCUGCUAAAUCAGCAAGACGGAUACUCCACCAGCGUUUCAAAGACCCCCUCCUCUUUUUAUCUGCCACAGGAGCUCCGGUUAAUGACCACUUAUAUUUUUAAUACGUGCACUUUGAAAGCUUUAUUUUUCCACAGUCAGCUGAAAUACUCAUGCAUUCAUUUCAUAGUUUUUUGGGGUUUUUUUUACCCCCACGCACUGAUAGAAAUCAUUUACAUAUUUCAAUGUCAUUUGCAUUUUAACCCAUAAAGACCCAGUGUUACUUUUGUGACACUUCUCAAAUGAAAUUUAUUCUUUAUUUGACUUUUCUUAAGCGAUUUAUCAACAUUUAUUAUAAUAUUUUUACCCCAGCCCCUGAAGCGGAGGCAAGGGGUGUUGUUUUUGGUUCGGUUUGUUUC